AAUUUUAGGAAAAAUUAACAUAAAUAUCUCAACUUUGUUUACCCUUCUCAUUUUAAUCCAUACUUUUAUUUAACUCAUUUUAAUCCUAAUUAUUUAUGUCACAUCUCAAAUUAGUCUAAGGACUUUGGUUACCUACUACUACAGGUAAAACCUCAUUUCCUCAAAAAAAAAAAAAAAGGAAAAAGAGAAAAGCAAAAGCAAAAAUUCAUUUGCUACAUUAUCUCACCUAACCUUGUCAUCAUCUAAUGGAAAUAAACCCAUCACAUGGCAUCACUACUUCUUCCAUCUAGAUUAAAAGGAAGUACUGUAGUAAAGUAAGAACUAAGAAGCUAAGCUCAUUUUCAUAGUUUCAUCUGAUUUAGUGGGUUUAAGGAUAAAUUUGAAGGUUAAAUGUUAUCACAAAUGUUGAUGCUUGACAACAAUGGUGGAAGAGGUUUUACGCAAUUAGAAAGUGCGGAGUACCCAGUAAGUGUUAUCAUUAAAUCAUUUAUCUAACUUUUUUAAAACUUAGAUUUAGUUUAUUUUUUGUUGUUUUUAGAGUGAAAACUAUCAAAUUUUCAAAUUGGAAAUUGAUGUUAUUGAAUCAUCAAUAAUUGAAACUGUUGAUGAAAUUGUUAGAGAAAAAGAAAAUUAAACAUGUUUUUUUUAAAAAAAAAAAAAAUAACGAAAAUUGUUGUUAAAUAGGUAUAAUGCACAUGUUGCUUGUCUCGUAGCAUUCAUAUCCACUAAAAUUUCUUACACUAUAAAUUUAUUCUCCACCUGAGUUUCCACCAACAUCUUUUUCGAACAGAGUCAAUUCUCUUGCUCCACUCCAAUUUGGCAACUCCCUUUUACUAGUAUAUAUCUUCAGUCUCCCUCCCCUAACAUUCUAACAAACAUCAAAGAAUUUUUUCAAAUGAAUUUAGAGCUGUAAAAAACUGACCCGACCAGAUUACAACUCGACUCCGACAUGGCGCAAGAUAACAAAAACAUCGACAAAAAAAGCGGGUUUAGCAGUAGCAACUCCACCUUUUACAGCAAACGUCGACCAAUUCCACUCCCACCAAACACAUCCUUAGACAUCACCACCUUCAUCUCCUCCCGACCCCACCAUACCACCACCGCCUUCAUCGACGCCACCAAUGACCGCCACGUGUCCUACUCCGAGCUCUGGUCCACCGUUGAUUCCCUCUCUUUUUCUCUCUCCUCCACGUGGGGUGUCCGCAAAGGCCACGUCAUCCUCAUUCUCUCUCCUAACUCUCUCUCCUUCCCGCUCGUCUGUCUCUCCGUCAUGUCCCUCGGCGCGUUGAUCACCACCACCAAUCCUUUGAACACCACGCGCGAGAUUUCCAAACAAAUUGCGGACUCGAAGCCGUUCCUCGCCUUCACUACCCCUGAACUCGCCCCUAAACUCGCCGGCUCCGGCGUCCCGGUGAUUCUACUCGGCGGUGAAAAGGGUAGUUUCGGGAACUUGAAAAUAUUGACGACGUUGGAGGAGAUGUUGACGACGGUCAAAGGAGAGAGAAAAGAAGUGAGAGUGAAAGAGAGAGUUUGCCAAAACGACGCUGCAGCGUUGCUGUAUUCGUCGGGAACUACUGGGGAGAGUAAAGGGGUAGUUUCGUCUCAUCGGAAUAUGAUCGCAAUGGUACAGACGAUCAUCGGACGGUAUAGAUUGGAUGAUGAAGAUCAGAGGAAUGGUAACACAUUUAUAUGUACUGUUCCAAUGUUUCAUAUCUAUGGCCUUGUUGCCUUUGCUACAGGAUUACUAGCAGCUGGAGCUACCAUUGUUGUCUUGCCCAAAUUUGAAAUGAAUGAUUUGCUCCUAGCAACAUCUAAGUACAAGGUCAGUUACUUUCCGUUGGUCCCACCAAUUCUGGUAGCAAUGGCGAAUCACGCUGAUCAUAUCAAGAAGAAUUAUGAUCUAAGUUCAUUGAAGCAUGUUUUGUCCGGAGGUGCCCCAUUAGGAAAGGAAGUGAUAGAAGGAUUCAUGGAGAAGUUCCCAAAUGUUGUGAUCAUGCAGGGUUAUGGGCUUACAGAGUCUACGGGCAUUGGGGCUACAACAGACUGUUUGGAGGAGAGCCGGAGGUAUGGGACAGCUGGGUUGCUCUCACCAAGCACAGAGGCAAAGAUUGUUGACCCUGAGAGUGGAAAGGCCUUGGGGGUUAAUCAGACUGGUGAACUUUGGCUUCGCAGCCAUACUGUUAUGAAAGGCUACUUUAACAAUCAUGAGGCGACUGUUUCAACUCUCACUUCAGAUGGUUGGCUAAAAACAGGGGAUGUGUGCUAUUUUGAUGAAGAUGGCUUCCUCUUUGUGGUCGAUAGACUGAAGGAGUUGAUCAAGUACAAGGGAUAUCAGGUUCCACCUGCUGAAUUAGAAGCAUUGCUGCUUACUCAUCCGGAAAUUGCAGAUGCUGCUGUUAUUCCGUUCCCAGAUAAGAAUGUUGGUCAGUUUCCAAUGGCAUAUGUAGUGAGGAAAGCUGGUAGUAACUUAUCAGAGAAUGAAAUCAUGGAUUUUGUAGCAAAACAGGUCGCUCCUUACAAAAGAAUCCGGAGGGUGGCAUUCAUAGAUUCUGUGCCCAAGAACGCAUCUGGGAAGAUUCUGCGGAAAGACCUCAUCAAAAUGGCAACUUCUGGUUCCAAAUUAUGAGCCAUUGAGCCUGUUGUAUUGUAGAAAAACACCUCUUUAAACCCAUUGGUGACCAGCUUGUAUCAAGAGCUUGGUCACAUAUAUAGAUUCGUUGUUAUUUGUUAAAUGAGAUUGCUGAGGAAUCAAUACCUCCCCGACCAAUGUAAUAUGGCAUUGUUGCUGUUGUAUGAAUAUCGUACUGGAAAUCUUGAAUAAGCUUGCGUAUAGUUUGUUUGAGCAACAAAAUUAAUGGUAGUUAAACAUGUAUUUGACAUGA
Chenopodium quinoa (quinoa) is the source of this 2882-nucleotide messenger RNA. Its product is annotated as 4-coumarate--CoA ligase-like 5. Lineage: Eukaryota; Viridiplantae; Streptophyta; Magnoliopsida; Caryophyllales; Amaranthaceae. The record is from RefSeq and is a predicted model, not a curated record. Gene Ontology annotation, cellular component: peroxisome. The transcript has 6 exons. Gene Ontology annotation, molecular function: CoA-ligase activity. Bases 950 to 2626 code for a protein of 558 amino acids.